Grammomys surdaster is the source of this 6307-nucleotide messenger RNA. RefSeq names its product TBC1 domain containing kinase (gene Tbck). Lineage: Eukaryota; Metazoa; Chordata; Mammalia; Rodentia; Muridae. The transcript has 26 exons. Gene Ontology annotation, molecular function: ATP binding; protein kinase activity. The record is from RefSeq and is a predicted model, not a curated record. Gene Ontology annotation, biological process: protein phosphorylation. The coding region runs from base 236 to 2917 and encodes 893 amino acids.
UGAGCGAGGCACGCGCUCACACUCAGGUUCUGAGCUGUGAACCUGGGCGGCCCGCGCGGACGGAGGCGUGUCGCUCCGGCUGUCAUCUUCCAUAGGCGGCCUCUUGUAGACGCGCCUGAAAUGCAGAACACGGCCCAUUAAGCACUGCCAGGCACAACUACAGCGCUUAGGAGUUCAUCCCCCUAAUCUCUGCGCCCCCAGAUUCAGAUCGUCUUAGAGGAUCCAAGACUCCAAAAUGUUUCCUCUGAAGGAUGCUGAAAUGGGCGCCUUUACCUUCUUUGCCUCUGCUCUUCCACAUGAUGUUUGUGGAAGCAAUGGACUUCCUCUCACACCAAAUUCCAUCAAAAUUUUAGGUCGCUUCCAAAUCCUUAAGACCAUCACCCAUCCCAGACUGUGCCAGUAUGUGGAUAUUUCUAGGGGAAAGCAUGAGAGACUGGUGGUGGUGGCGGAGCACUGUGAGCGGAGUUUGGAAGACCUUCUACGAGAAAGGAAACCCGUGAGUUAUUCAACAGUUCUGUGCAUAGCAUAUGAGGUACUUGAGGGCUUGCAGUACUUGAACAAGCAUGGCAUAGUACACCGGGCCUUGUCUCCUCAUAACAUCCUGUUGGAUCGGAAGGGUCAUAUUAAACUGGCUAAAUUUGGACUUUAUCACAUGACAGCCCAUGGUGAUGAUGUCGAUUUCCCAAUAGGGUAUCCCUCAUAUCUCGCACCUGAGGUAAUUGCACAAGGAAUUUUCAAAACUAAUGAUCAUGUGCCAAGUGAAAAACCAUUACCUUCUGGCCCUAAAUCAGAUGUAUGGUCUCUUGGGAUAAUUUUAUUUGAACUUUGUGUGGGGAGAAAAUUAUUUCAGAGCUUGGAUAUUUCUGAAAGGCUAAAGUUUUUGCUUACUUUGGGCUGUGUAGAUGACACUAUAAUAGUUCUGGCUGAGGAGCAUGGGUGUCUGGACAUUAUCAAGGAGCUUCCAGAAAGUGUGAUAAAUAUUUUGAAGAAGUGCCUCACCUUCCAUCCUUCUAAAAGGCCAACCCCAAAUGAGUUAAUGAAGGACCAGGUGUUCAGUGAAGUGUCACCUUUAUACACCCCCUUUAUCAAACCUGCCGGUCUCUUUUCAUCUUCGCUGAGAUGCGCUGACUUAACUCUGCCCGAGGAUAUCAGUGACUUGUGUAAAGAUAUAGACAAUGAUUACCUGGCGGAGAGAUCUAUUGAGGAAGUUUACUACCUUUGGUGUUUGGCUGGAGGAGACCUGGAAAAGGAGCUUAUAAACAAGGAAAUUAUUCGAUCCAAACCACCUAUCUGCACACUCCCGAAUUUUCUCUUUGAAGACGGAGAAAGUUUCGGGCAAGGUCGAGAUAGAAGCUCACUCUUAGAUGAUACCACUGUCACGUUGUCUUUGUGCCAGCUAAGAAAUAGAUUAAAAGACGUUGGUGGAGAAGCGUUUUACCCAUUGCUUGAAGAUGACCAGUCAAAUUUACCACAUUCAAAUAGCAAUAAUGAGUUGUCUGCUGCUGCUACCCUGCCUUUAAUCAUCAGGGAGAGGGAUACAGAAUAUCAACUAAACAGAAUUAUUCUCUUUGACAGGCUGUUGAAGGCUUACCCAUACAAAAAAAAUCAAAUCUGGAAAGAAGCAAGAGUUGACAUCCCUCCACUUAUGAGGGGUUUAACCUGGGCUGCUCUUCUGGGAGUUGAGGGAGCUAUUCAUGCCAAGUAUGAUGCCAUCGAUAAAGACACUCCGAUUCCCACAGACAGACAAAUUGAAGUGGAUAUUCCUCGCUGUCAUCAGUAUGACGAGCUGUUGUCAUCACCAGAAGGCCAUGCAAAGUUCCGGCGUGUACUGAAAGCUUGGGUAGUUUCUCAUCCUGAUCUUGUGUACUGGCAAGGUCUUGACUCACUCUGUGCUCCAUUCCUGUAUCUAAAUUUCAACAAUGAAGCCUUGGCGUAUGCAUGCAUGUCUGCUUUCAUUCCCAAAUACCUGUAUAACUUCUUCUUGAAAGACAACUCACAUGUAAUACAAGAGUACCUGACUGUGUUCUCCCAGAUGAUCGCCUUCCAUGAUCCAGAGCUGAGUAAUCACCUCAACGAGAUUGGCUUCAUUCCUGAUCUCUACGCCAUCCCUUGGUUUCUCACCAUGUUUACUCAUGUAUUUCCACUGCACAAAAUUUUCCACCUCUGGGAUACAUUACUGCUCGGAAAUUCCUCUUUCCCAUUCUGCAUUGGAGUAGCCAUCCUCCAGCAGCUACGGGACCGUCUUUUGGCUAAUGGCUUCAACGAAUGCAUCCUUCUCUUCUCUGACUUACCAGAAAUUGACAUUGAACGCUGCGUACGCGAGUCGGUUAAUCUGUUUUGCUGGACUCCUAAAAGUGCUACAUACAGACAGCAUGCUCAGCCUCCCAAGACAGCCUCUGAGAGCAGUGCAAUCCGGAGCUCAGCGCCUUACUUCUCUGCUGAGUGUACAGAUCCUCCAAAGACAGACCUGUCAAGAGAAUCCAUCCCUUUAAGUGAUCUGAAAUCAGAAGUAUCACCCCGGAUUUCAGCAGAGGACCUGAUCGAUUUGUGUGAGCUGACAGUGACAGGCCAUUUCAAAACCCCCACCAAGAAAACUAAGUCCAGUAAACCGAAGCUCCUGGUGGUCGACAUCCGAAACAGUGAGGACUUUAUUCGAGGUCACAUUGCCGGCAGCAUCAACAUCCCGUUCAGUGCAGCUUUCACAGCAGAAGGAGAGCUCAGCCAGGGCCCUUACACCACCAUGCUGCACGGCUUCAAGGGGAAGGUCAUUGUGAUUGUGGGGCACAUGGCUAAGCAAACAGCUGAGUUUGCAGCUCAUCUUGUGAAGAUGAAAUAUCCAAGAGUCUGCAUUCUAGAUGGUGGCAUUAACAAGAUCAGGCCAACAGGCCUCCUCACGGUCCCCUCUCCUCAGAUAUGAAGGACCGAGUGCUAUCACCCCCUCACAGCCUGUCACACUGAGACACAAGUGGACAUCCAGACCACUGUAUUGUGAAGUUUUGUCAUGAGAUACUUUCGUAAGUCUUGUGACUCAAAUGAUCACCUAUCAUGGCAAGAAAUUUGAUUGUUCAUGUAUUGCUGAAAGAUUUUCUUAAUAGUGAAGUCUGAUCAUGAAAUUUUUCCACACUGCACAUGAAGCCAGAAGAACUCAGCUGACGGGGCAGAUUUAGCACUAUCAAGAAUCCAAGUGAACUGAGAAAGCUGCCAUCCACUACACUGAGCAGACUGUCCUAACAAAGAUGUGUAGAAAAUAUGAUGUAUUUCUUUACCUCUUCUUGAUGGCAGAAAUUAGAAAGCUAGUCACAGUAAAUGUGGCAUUUGGUAACUCACAAAUGCACAUGUGUGCAUGUGUUUAGUCCACUGUGAAAAGUGGUAGCAGCAUUCUCAGAGAAUGGAACCUCAGAGACCAGCCAGAUUUGAUAGCAUAUUUGUCCACUUCCUAUAGCAGGAAAUUCAAAGAACAACUCAAACAGCUUCUCUGAUCCAACACGCUCAAGUCUUCACAGACGGAGACUACUGCCUUACCCGCACAAAGGUACAGAGCUGACAUCUUCUACUGCCUUACCUGCACAAAGGUACAGAGCUGACAUCUUCUACUGCUCUACCGCAGAAUAGUUUCUUCUUGUGAAUAAAAAAGCUUCUUAGACUGUGGCAGCACGCAUGGACCUGAGCCAGGUGGUGUCCCAGUGCUGAGAGGAGAGAUGGACACAAGCCCCUGUCCCUCACCAAGAAGCUAUCUCCAGUUGAUGACCACUCACAAAGAAAAAUUGGUUUCUCCAAAGGAGUCUCACUGAGGAUACAAGCCACACAGAGUCAGACCCCAUGCCCAGCAGUAGAUGGCCAACACAGUAUGAACUCAAUUAUAUUUUUAGAGAGUAGUUUUUGUCUGUUAUUGCUUUGUUUGGCAUUUUUUACCUUCAUGUUUUUUCUUAUGUGGUAUUGUUUCUGAUACUGUGUUUUCAUUGGUUUUAUUUGUGUGUAUAUGCAUAUAUGUGUGUUUCUUUGUGCUGUUUUUGUUUGUUUUGUUUUAUUCUGGUUUGUUUUCUAAAUAAUGAAAAAGAAGGCAUGGAUUUGGAAGGGUGGGAAAGAUCUAGGAGACAAUUAGGUAAACUGUGAUCAGAGUAUAUUGAAUGAAAAUUUUUCAAUAAAAGGCUCCUCAACACUCAUCAUUAUAUCUGCAAUGUAGAAGGAAAGAAAUGAGAGGGAAGGCAGGACAGAGGGAAGGCAGGACAGAGGGAAGGCAGAAAUAGGAAGAAAUAAGGAAGAAGCAUGAGCAGGGAACGGAACAAAGAGGCAUUCCCUUCCCUUCAAAGACACAGGCUGACCUGGCACACUCCCUCCACUGCCAUAACGGUGGCCAGCCUGGAUGCACAUGGUGGCACCCAGGGAAUGAUGAGGGAAGCUGAGAUUGCAGCCUCUGGCUGAAAGCCAUCUGCCCAGCUCCAAAAGCCUGACUACAGUGUGAGGAGAAGAAGAAAACAUGUACUGAGAGCCAGGCAGCAGCCUCUGCCCCAGGAUUUGAAAAAUUAGGUCCUGAGCUCCACUGAAUCUAAAAAACGACAAUUGUGUGAGACCACAAAUACGGAAUCAGAAAUACUAAGGCAUUUCAUCAUUUGUAAGAGAAACAUUUUUUUUUUUUAGAUUUCUGAAAUGAGAACAUAUAUAAUUACUGAAAUACGUCUUUGACUAUUUUCAAUGUGUUUUAAAAGUGUUCACUCUUCUCGUAACUUCUAUUCUUUGUCAGUGAGAAGACUGUAUACUCUGAACAUUUGUACAAGAACCUCAAGCUUCUGGGCCAUGAUUUCAUUCUGCUACUGUUGUAUCUUUAUUUGCAUCUGUUUUUAAUUUUGUGAGUACAUACGUGUGUGUACAGGUACCCGUGCCUAUGGUGUCAUCUGCAUAUUCUCCAACUUUUUUUGGUAUUUGGGGGGAGGGGGCUGUAGACUAGAAUGUUAAUUAGCUCAGCAGUAGGCCAGCAAGCUCCUAGGGUCCUGCUGUAUUCAACCUUCAGCACUAGGACUACAUACACCACCACCAUGCCCAACUAUGUUGUUAGGUUCUGGGCAUCUGGACUCAGGUAUUCAUACUUGAAAGGCAAGUGCUCUACCCAUCUGAGUCAUCACCUCAGCUUGCAGCUAUGUAAAGCUAUACUUUGCAAACCAUAAAAUUCACCUUUCUAUUCUAGGUGAUUCAGUGAUUUAUUAUAUUCAUAACAUUGUAUUUUAGUUACUAGUAGUAUUUAAUUCCAGAUCAUUUUCAUAACACAGAACUACAAUAUUGAAUAUAUUUGCAGCCAUUUUUGCAAUAACCUCUACUUGGUCUUUGGUUUCAUUUUCAUGCCUGGAGUAAGACAAGGACCUAACUUCACUUUUGAACGAAGAUAUCCAAGUUAAUUAAGUUAUAGCUGGUUAUUCACCAAUUAUCUUUUGAAUUAUUUACUAUGUAAGGUACUAAUGUGACCAAUAACUAUCAUUUUGUGAUUUUUACAUAGUUUGUAAAGGACAACAAAUAGGAUUAGAAAAAAAAUGACUACCAUUGUCUAACACCAUUUUUUUGACCAACAUGAACCUUGUCAGUGCUCCUAGUUUUCUCCGGCCUUUAGUGAUUUAACUGUCUCCACAGUAAGAAUGCAGCACUGAUAAUCAACUCCAAAGAGAGUAGCCCAGGUUUGACUGGGCAGAGUGACAGAUGGGAGAAGAUGAAGACAGGAGUGUUGCAAAGAGAACUGUAAGGAGAGAGUUGUGGUUUACCUCCCUCAGGAUCUUUCAUGUGGUUUUUCUUAAAACAUAACACAUUUAGGCUUGUUCUAAAUGAUGGGGAAAUGUUUUAACAUAUAAAUUUUAAGUACUACUUAAUAUUCUCAACUACAACAUUCAAGGUGUCUAUGAUGGUUAAUAUUGUUAACUUGACAGGGUCUACACUUACCUAAGAGACACUCCUCCAGGCAUGUCUGAGGGGGAGUUUCUGGAUUGGGUUGAUUGAAGUGAGAUGCCCCAUGCUAACUAUGAGUGGUCCUAUCCCAGUAGCUGGGGUUCAGGAUAGAAUAAAAUAGAGAAGGACCGCUACGCACCAUCAUUCAUCUCUGUGUCUUGACUGAGGAUGUAAUGUGACCAGCAAGCCCAAGCUUCUGUUACCACAACUUUCCUUCUUCGAUAUUCUGUACUCUAAAACUGUGAGCAAAAAGAACCCCUACCCUAUGCUGUUUCUAUCAGGGUAUUUUACACCAGAAACAGAAAAAGUAAUACAGCAUGCUAACCUGUGGUACAUCACAUCAAUAAAGUUGACUUUAGCAACUGUUUCUUAAAGUAAA